Molecule: messenger RNA, 1394 nt
Organism: Dioscorea cayenensis subsp. rotundata (Guinea yam)
Lineage: Eukaryota; Viridiplantae; Streptophyta; Magnoliopsida; Dioscoreales; Dioscoreaceae
Product: phospholipase A1-Ialpha2, chloroplastic-like
Exons: 1
Coding region: 66-1394 (442 amino acids)
Biological process (GO): lipid metabolic process
Cellular component (GO): chloroplast
Molecular function (GO): glycerophospholipid phospholipase A1 activity
Source: RefSeq, a predicted model, not a curated record
UUCUGCUUUGUUCCUCUUCAAGGAUCAAGCAAUUUAAUCUUAAUUUCCACCAUAGACAGACACACAUGGCUGCUUCUUCUCUAUGCACAUCAAAACUAAACUUGUCUGAGAAGGAGAGAAGUAGUAGUAUUCGAAGAAUUUCGACAAAGGUUACUAAUGUCUUAGUGUCACAACCAAUGACUAAAACUGUGGCUCCGGUGGCUGUGACGUCACUGAGAGAAACAAAGAAGCCGGGGAUCAAACCGGUGCUUGCGAGUGUUUGGAAGGAGAUUCAAGGAGCUGAUGAUUGGGAAGAUCUAAUGGAGCCAUUGAAUCCUUUACUCAGAGAUGAGAUAGUGAGGUACGGUGAGUUCGUUAGCGCUUGUUACAAGGCUUUCAAUCUUGAACCGAGCUCGAAACGAUACUUGAAUUGCAAGUAUGGGAGAAAAAACAUGUUUGCCGAGGUUGGGAUGGAGAAACCUGGCUAUGAUGUUGUGAAAUAUAUUUACGCCACCCCGGACAUCAGCAUUCCUAUGCAAAGCACAGCAUGCUGUGGCCGGUGGAUUGGUUAUGUCGCGGUUUCUAAUGAUGAGGAAACAAAGAGACUGGGGAGAAGAGAUAUACUUGUUUCUUUCCGGGGAACGGUGACUCAGUCUGAGUGGAUUGCCAAUUUCAUGAGCUCACUCACUCCGGCGAGGUUAGACCCUACUGAUGCCCGGGUGGAAGUUAAGGUUGAGUCUGGUUUUCUCAAUCUUUAUACUUCUGAUGAUAGCACAUGUAAGUUCAGCCAAGGGAGUUGCAGACAACAAUUAUUGUCGGAGAUUUCAAGAAUGAUUAACAAGUAUAAAGGCGAAGAAAUGAGUAUAACUUUAGCCGGACAUAGCUUGGGGAGUUCUUUAGCAACUUUGCUCGGCUAUGAUCUUGCUGAACUUGGGCUAAAUAGAGAUGGCACUAAUGAAAUACAAAUCACAGUGUACUCUUUUGGGGGGCCGAGAGUCGGCAAUUCUGAAUUCAAGAAGAGGUGCGAAGAGCUCGGAGUUAAAGUUUUGAGAGUGGUGAAUGUAAACGAUCCAGUGACGAAGCUCCCCGGAGUUUUCCUCAAUGAAAAUUCAAGAGUUCUUGGGGGAAAGUUUGAGCUUCCAUGGAGUUGCUCAUGUUAUGCACAUGUUGGAGUUGAGCUUGCUCUUGAUUUCUUCAAGAUGAAAAACCCUACCUGUGUUCAUGAUCUGGAUGCUUACAUUGGUUUGUUGAAGUGCCCGAAUAUGGAGCAAAUGAACGAAGAUGGAGAAACAUUCAAUCUUUUCCGCAAGUUGAUGGAGAUCUUCUCUUCUCAAGAGUUUGUAAUUAAUCAUGUAUGGCCUUGGCAUCAAGCUGCAACAUAUGUUGGUUCUUUAGUGCAAUCUUUAGGAAUAUAA